Messenger RNA from Camponotus floridanus (Florida carpenter ant), 585 nucleotides. RefSeq lists its product as uncharacterized. The coding region runs from base 11 to 583 and encodes 190 amino acids. NCBI's taxonomy places the organism in Eukaryota, Metazoa, Arthropoda, Insecta, Hymenoptera, Formicidae. The transcript is spliced from 2 exons. The record is from RefSeq and is a predicted model, not a curated record.
UCAGAGAAAAAUGAAUGAUAGCGGAUUCAUAAUUGCUGAGUUUGAUGAUGGACUACAGUUAAUACCAACAAUAUGGUUCAAUGCGGAAAAACAAUCGUGUAUAUGGCCUGGCCAUUUUAAAACCAAAUUCCGCAUAAAUAAAGCAAUAAUAACAAAAGAAAUACCACAGGAAGAAUUUGAUUGGGAUGAGUUACCAAUCAAGAGAAUCUUCGGCACAGCAGACACUUAUGAAAAAGGCAUGGAAAAAUUGGUCCUAGCACAGGAUACAUCUAAUAUAGAAAAUACUGAAAUCUCAUCUAACGAAUUAAAAGAAAUAAAGAAAAAAAGAAGGCGGAUUCAAGCAAAAAAAAAAAUGUCAUCCUCAGAAAUGUCAUCAUCAUCAGAAGAUUUUCUUUUGCAAGAGAAUAAAGAAAAUCGAAUGACGCAAAAUAAUAAAAUAUUGCCUGCUUUUCCACAAAUAGAACAUUUUGUGCCUAAUUAUAAAUCGCGAGAUAAAUGUAAAGAGAAUUUUGGUAAUGAAUUAUCCGAAAGAAAUUCUACUUAUAAUAGAAUAAAUAUAGUUCAUGGUAAGCAACUAGUAUAAGA